CAAUGAUUUAACAAUUUAUAAAAUAUUGUUUUAAUAAUUUUUGCAUUGAUUUACCAUAAAAAGCAUUAUAUGUUUAUUUGAUUAAAGCAAUCAAGACUUGCUAUAAAUAGUUAAACGUUAUAUUAAUAUUAAUAUUACUGUUAUUUAACAAGUGGUUAAUAAAGUUAAAUUAUAAUUUCACUCAAUUUUAUACAAUGUCUGAUCUCAGUGAGGGAGUAUUACUUGGUUUAGGGAACCCAUUGUUGGACAUCACGUGUAAUGUUAACGAAGACUUUCUGAACAAAUGGCAUUUGAAGGCCGACGACGCGAUACUCGCCGAUGAAUCCCAUGAGAAACUGUACGAAGAAGUGGUCGCCAACUAUGAGUGCCAAUACAUAGCGGGCGGCAGCUGUCAGAACACUCUGCGAACCGUCCAAUGGAUGUUACAGAAGCCAAAUGUGGGCACAUUUUUCGGGGCCGUCGGCGACGACAAGUUUGGCCGCAUUAUGGCUGACAAGAGCCACGAAGUGGGCGUCAACUCCGUGUAUAGGGUGGACCCAAAGGUGCCGACGGGAACGUGUGCUUGUCUUAUAUCGCAGGGCAACGCUUCCCGAUCGUUGGUCGCCUAUUUGGGCGCCUCCCAGACCUUUAACAUUCAACACCUGCUCGACAACUAUAGUUACGUUGAAAAGGCCCGUAUCCUCUACUCGACCGGCUUUCAUCUGGCCGUUAGCCCCGACUCAAUCAUGAAUAUGGCUAAUCACGCCCAAAGUAACCCUGGUAAAGUGUUUGCGUUCAACCUGUCCGCCCCAUACAUAAGCCACGCGUUUGGCAAACAGCUCCUGGAAGUGAUCCCAUACAUCGAUAUAUUGUUUGGCAACGAGACUGAAGCCGAGGCUUUUGGACAGCUUAAUGGUUUGCAGACGAAGGACUUGAAAGAAAUCGCCAAAUUUGCGGCUGAUAUGGAGUGCCGGCGACCGACCGGUCGUACGGUUGUGAUCACUCAGGGAAAGGAUGCCGUACUCGUGGCCACAACUGGUUCAGUCGAUGUGCGCGAAAUUGCUGUCCCAGAAGUGCCCGAACAACAAAUCGUGGACACAAUCGGUGCCGGAGACUCAUUCGUUGGCGGAUACUUCGCUCAAUUGAUUCGCAACCGACCCAUUGAUGUCUGCAUUGAAAGCGGUGUUUACGCCGCACAACAAGUGAUCCGUCAGAUCGGCGCCCAUUUUCCUAAAGAAAUGACUUUUACUAAAUAGUUUUGUUAUUUUGAAAUGACCAUGCACACUUGUGCACUUGUUUUGUAAUCGAGCC
Messenger RNA from Medioppia subpectinata, 1290 nucleotides. The record is from the annotation of a GenBank genome assembly. NCBI's taxonomy places the organism in Eukaryota, Metazoa, Arthropoda, Arachnida, Sarcoptiformes, Oppiidae.